UGAAACAUUUAUUGUGAGACAGUGUUAUUAUCUCGUCACAAUUGGCAGUUACAUUUGUGUCAAAAUAUUCUAUAAAAAAUCAUAAAUAGAAAAUACUCAAUUUUUCUUAACAAAUAGUCAUCCCAAUGUUAUUUCGCCAGCUGUAUGAGUGCCCCCAAGAUGGCGCCCUUUGAUUAUUCCACGAAUCAGACGUUUGUCGCUCAAGAUUUGACAGCAAUGUGUUUGUACAUAUACAUAUGGACACAAGGUCACACUUUAGUGUAAAAAUUCUGGGAAUAUAAAUGGAAAACCGAGGGCCGAUGACAGGUGGGAAAGCCAACAUGUGCAUUUAUUUACAAUGAUUACGCCACAAGUGAAGAUGCCAAAAAGGGAUCAACAUCUGUUAUGCUAAUGGUCGAUCUGUCACUCCCACAAAGUACGACAAUUGUUAAUCCAUUGAAAAGCUCCACAUUUCGUCACCGAGAGACUCUUCAGACACUAACAACGCUGAUACCGGACAGCGAAUACGACUUUAUUAUAUGAUAAAGUAUUUCAACCGAUAGCAACUGUUAAACAUUCCGAAAAUGAAGGAGGAGGAAAAAAUCAAGGGAGUGAGUGUAAUUGGAUUGUUGGUGUUUCUCCAAUGCCUUGUAUGCAGUUGCCUUGGAUCGUACAAUAGCUGGGACACAGAAUCUUUUCCCCAACUUCUGUGCCCCAGUCUCUUUCCCCACGUUUUUACAAGUUAUACUCCACGAGGCAAUUUAACAUACGGUAUAUUCACAAAAAAGCCCUACGUAAUAGGGUUGAAACACUGUGUUGAUACAUGUUGCUCAGAGGUAAACUGUCACGUAGCACUGAUGCACAAUAAUACUUGUUACCAUGUGCAAUGCCGAAGCUCGAAAAUGUGUACACCACUGUAUCGAGCUGAAUUAUCAGGUCUGCCUGAUCCCCCCAGCAUGGUAUUAGUGAAACCCGUUGAAGAUGAUGAGGAUAUAAAUUGGAGUGAUUUACUGGAUGAAGUUAAUGCACCACUGCUGAUGCAAACUCCCGCCAUCAGAGAUCACAUAAUGUUUCGGUCAGUGACAUGUUUGGACAGAUCGGAAUGUCAAGAGAAUGAAGUUUGUGCAAAGCAUGAAAAAAGUGAUGAAGGACUUUGUGAAUGUGCAAUAGGUUUCAAAAGAAAUAUCGCCGACAUUUGCAGUGAAAUUGAUUCAAUAAAUCCAGGAGAUUUGUCGGGAAAUGUUGAGCCAUCGAUGUUAAAAGUAUCAUCGUUAACGCCUGAUGUAAAACCACCCCUUAAACAAUUAAUAGUUUCCGCUGUAUCGAAAGAAGUUCGUCUGCCAGACAAUUCAGUGACACUAUCAGCAUUUACUGUACCUGCUGAGCACGGUAAUGAGCACUAUAAUUACGCCUGGAGUUUGUUAAGUCAACCCGAGGGACACACCGGAACAAUGACCGACCAAAAUAGAUCGACUGUUAAGCUCAGCAAUUUAUCGGAGGGUUUGUACAGGUUUCUAGUGACAGUAAAUAGUCCAACAGCGUUUGGAAAAGCAUAUGCUAAUGUCAGUGUUCUCCCACCGAAGAGAAUUAAUCAGUCCCCCAUAGCCAUUGUUUCACCGGCCUCUCAAAUUGUCAAAUUACCAAAUACCGGGGCUGUUCUCGAUGCAUCAGCAAGUAAAGACGAUGACAAAAUAAAAUCUUAUCAUUGGGAGCUUCAACAGGGACCAAUAGGCUAUCAAGCAAAUCUAGUCGAUACACCUACACUACAGCUUGAUAAUUUAAUAGCUGGUAAUUAUACAUUUAAAUUGACUGUUGAGGAUUCUGACAACAUUUCCAAUUCAACAUUGGCGAAUAUAACUGUACUUAAAGUCACCGAUUAUCCUCCAAGUGCAAAUGCUGGUCAAGACAUAAUAAUUUAUCUACCUCAGAAUACAUUAACACUCAAUGGUAAUUUAAGCACUGAUGACAGGGGAAUCGCCAGUUGGGAGUGGACAAAAAGUCUCUCUGAUCAGAACAAAGCUGUUGACAUGCAAAAUACGAGAACUCCGUACUUACAAUUGUCAAAUCUUGAGGAGGGCAUGUACACAUUCGUUCUCAAAGUCACCGAUGAUUCUGAACAAUCGUCAACUGCUGAAGUUCAUGUUUUUGUUAAACCACCGACAAAUAAACCCCCAAAAGCUGAUGCUGGUGAUGAUGUUACGAUAGCACUGCCCGACACUCAAGCAUUACUGAAUGGUACCAGGAGUAUGGAUGACAUUAAAAUUGUCUCAUAUCAUUGGCAACAACUCAAUGGUCCCUCUAGAGUACAAUUUUCCGCGGCCAAUGAGUCGAUAACAAAUAUCACAAAAUUAACAAAAGGAGAUUAUAACUUCAAAUUGACGGUUAUCGAUGAUAAUGGUAAUAAGGACUCGGACGUUGUUAAAGUCAAAGUGACGCAGAAUAAAAAUGCACCGCCAAAGGCAAAUGCCGGAGGUGAUCAGGUUCUCGUGGCACCUGUUAAUGCUUUAAUUAUCAACGGAUCUGAGUCCACCGAUGAUUUGAUGAUUAGAAAAUGGCACUGGACGCGAGAUCCAACGAGUUUAGCUGUUGGAAAUAUUAUCGAAGGCACUGAUGAUUCGCCAGUUCUCAUGAUUAGCGAUGUUCUGCCAGGUCGCUACGUGUUCAAGUUGAAAGUAACUGAUGACGAUGGUUUUUUCUCCGAAGAUAUCGCUUCGGUUAUCGUAAAACCAGAUCCCCAACUCAGUCAUCUGGUUGAGUUGACAUUGAACAUCGAGGCACAUUCGUUGACCGAAUCCCAGAAGGAUUCUCUGGUCUUGAAGCUACAAAUGCUCUUGAGAGAAGAAGUUGUUAUUGUUAUGAGAGAUGUCAGAGCAGAACAGAGAACGGGACGUGCUAGGUUGGUAUUUUAUGUCCAGGAAAGAGGGAAAAAAAAUUCAAUACCAGGAGUGGAGGUUGUGCAACGCCUGAAAGAAAAAUUGUGGCAAGAUUCAGGGCUUCUUCAGGUAUCUGUUGCAUCGAUUGACACUGCUAUUUGUCAGAAUAAUUGUUCAGGGCAUGGGGUAUGCGAUGAAGAGUCCAGACAAUGCCUUUGUCAGGCUUUUUGGAUGCAGAAUCUUAUUCAAAAGUAUUUUGGAAAUGGCGAAUCCAAUUGCGAUUGGAGUAUUCUCUACGUGAUAAUCGCCCUCAUGUCUCUCAUUGUCUGCUGGAUUGGCUUGGCCUGGGGUAUUUUAUGCCUGUGUCACAGAAUUUGUGCGGGUAAACGACAUUCACGACUGAAAAAGAAGCCAGCGCGUUACUCACUCCUCCAACCAGAGCCAGAGGAUGAUGGUAGUGCAUACGGUCUUCUUCCAGUUUCAACCCACAAAAUGGUAUUAUCAGAAUCUGAUACCGACUCUGACGAUGUAUUAUUCGAACACCGGAAGAACAAACAUAACGGUAAUAUACCCAUAAGAAAUGGAAAGAGUCGAAAUGGCUUUAUCAAAAGUGGCUCCCGAAUUAAAACAUGAGAAUUAGACAAAUGGCUGUAUUGCGUCAGUGGUGAAACGCACACUUUGUGAGGUAAAUAAGCCAAAGGAACCACAACUACUAGUCAAUCAAUGGAUGAUAAGACUCUUCACAACAGUAUGAUGAAAAUGGUGAUAUCGUG
Molecule: messenger RNA, 3625 nt
Organism: Diachasmimorpha longicaudata
Lineage: Eukaryota; Metazoa; Arthropoda; Insecta; Hymenoptera; Braconidae
Product: dyslexia-associated protein KIAA0319
Exons: 6
Coding region: 564-3485 (973 amino acids)
Biological process (GO): neuron migration
Cellular component (GO): membrane; cytoplasmic vesicle
Source: RefSeq, a predicted model, not a curated record